This is a messenger RNA of Funneliformis geosporum, 3123 nucleotides long. NCBI's taxonomy places the organism in Eukaryota, Fungi, Glomeromycota, Glomeromycetes, Glomerales, Glomeraceae. The record is from the annotation of a GenBank genome assembly.
AUGACUACGGAGAGAAAUGUUAUUUUAAUUACGGGAGGCAAUGGCUUCAUUGGAAGUCAUGUUGCAAAAUAUUUACACGAGAAAGGAAAUUACGUACGCGUAGUCGAUUUGUGUGACGAUUCAACCUUUCGUCUUUGCAAAGAUACCGCAGAAUUUUGUUCGGAAUUCAUCGAGGGUGACAUACGUUCGCUCGAAACUUGUCAUAAAUUAUUUGAUAACAAUGAUGUAAAAUGGGUAUUUCAUUUUGCUGCGAAUAUGGGUGGUAUGGGCGUUAUUCAUUCAAAAAAUAAUUUCGCAAUAUAUAAAGAAAAUCAUUCAAUGUCUUUGAAUAUACUCGAAGCUUCGAUGAAGUCAAAUAUUGACAAGUUCUUUUAUGCUUCCACCGCUUGCGUUUACUCUAACAAUAAACAAUCAAACAUUAAUAAUGAUAUAAAAUUAAGAGAAAGUGAUACCUGGAAUUGCAUUUCAAAAGAUUCAAAAGCUCAAGAACUUUAUGGAGCUGAAAAAUUAAAUACCGAAAUAAUUUUAUCCAGUUUAGUAGAUUCAUUGGAAAAUAAAAAUUCGUCUCAAAAAUUUCCCCAAUUCAAAAUUGCAAGAUUUCAUAACGUUUACGGAGAAGGUGGUGCAUGGUAUGGCGGAAGGGAAAAAGCUCCGGCCGCAUUAUUAAGAAAAGCGAUAUUCUCGAGUAUUUAUGCACGAGAAAAUGAGAUUGAAAUUUGGGGUAACGGGAAACAAAGACGUAGUUUCUUAUAUAUAGAGGAUUGUGUCGAAGCGAUUAUUAAGCUCAUGGAGUGUGAUUUAGAAAUCACAUUAAAUAUUGGUUCAGAAGAAUCAAUUAGCAUUGAAGAACUUGCCUAUGUCGCAUUUGAAACGAUUGACGUUUCACGUGAUAGCGUGAACCUAUGUUUUGACACCGAGAAACCCGUCGGUGUAAAUAAUAGGAAUUCGGAUAAUUCCUUAAUUCAGAGGUACCUAAAUUGGUCACCUAAACAUUCUAUCCGUGAAGGCAUGAUCAAGACCUCCUCAUGGAUUCGACAAGAGAUUGUGAAAAAGAAAUUGCAAUAUGAGAAUGAUCCAAGAUGGCAUGAAUUUAUAAAGUCAUCACUAAAAAGUCAAGUGAACGUAUUAACCUUUCACAACGAGAUUAUAACGUUUGGAGUGCUUUUACCGAUAACUUCUCGUGGGUUAAUUAACCCUGAAGAUUGUUUGGAAAACCUUAGAAAAUUUGCAAAAAGUCUUCUCAAGACUUCGCGACUUGAUGUUACGGAUCAGAAUUAUGAAACCAAAUAUCAAAUUAAAAUUUACAUUGGAAUAGAUGAGAAUGAUAAUCUCUUUCAUCCGAUAGAAAAUAAUCUUGCGGAAAAUUUUUUUCGAGAAUAUGGAUUCACAAACAUUCAUACAAAGGCUUUUGAUUUCCCACCUGGUUCUAUAUGCGCAAUCUGGAGGGAAUUGGCUCAUCAAGCUUAUCACGACAAAUGCGAUUAUUUUGUUUUAUUUGGAGAUGACGUGAUCAUCGAAACCGAUGGUUGGAUGAAUAAAUUUCAUAAAGCUUAUCGCGAAAUUUCUAUUCAAAAAAAGGUUCCAUGCGGUUUCGGAUGUAUAACUUUUGCUGACAUCACUUUUCCCGGAUUUCCAACGUUUCCGGUGAUCGGUCGAAUACAUUUGGACAUUUUCAAUGGAGAUAUGUUUCCAAGGGAAAGGUUUCAAAAUCAAGAUGGAGAUCCUUACUUGUUUCAGACAUACCGAAGAUGGGGAUGUUCAGUUAUGUUACACGAUGUUAAAAUUCAAAAUUUUGUGGGCGGAAGUCAAGCCCCGAGAUAUGAAAGAAAGCAUCAUCCGGAAUGGAGUUUUGAUAUGUUAGAUAAAUCCGUUGAUACAGUUGAAAAAUGGUUGAAAGCGAAUUGCAAGACUCCCGUCCCAAAAUUGUUAACGCUCGACAUAGUUAUACCAAGUUUUAGGGUUGACCUGAAAUUUCUUGAUCCAAUCAUUAACGUGGAGAGACCCCCAACAAUGUCAACAAGCAUUGUGAUAAUAAUAGAUAAUCCAAAUACACCAAAUACAAACAUUUUAAAAAAAUUAUAUGAGAAAGAUCCUUUUAUAAGAAUUAGAGAACAUAAAACAAAUUUGGGUGCGAGUUUAUCAAGAAAUCGAGGGUUAAAAGAAUCAAACGCGGACUACGUUUUAUUUUUGGAUGAUGACGUGCUUCCCGAAAAAAACAUACUAUUUGAAUGUGAAAAAAUUAUAAAAAAAUAUCCAACCGCUUGCGGUUUCAUAGGAAAUUCAAAGUUCCCGCCAGCGAAUUAUGCCAUUUUUACAAGUGCUUUGGUUUUAUCUUGUAUCACGUUUUUUUGGGAUAUUGCCGAAAAAUUGAGUGACGAUAUUCCAUGGGGAGUUACCGCCAAUCUCCUAAUUAGACGAUAUAAAGAUAACGUACUCUUUGAUCCAAUUUUUCCAAAGACUGGUGGAGGAGAGGAUAUUGAUUUCUGUUUGAAAAAGAGGAAUUUUUUUAUUAAUCAUGUAGAAAAUGGAAUAGGAUUUAAAGCAGCACCAAACGUUAAAGUGAUACAUCCUUGGUGGAAUGAUGGGAAAAGAAGUUAUAUAAGAUUCUUUUAUUGGGCGAAAGGCGAUGGUGCCUUGGUUAAUAUGUAUCCAGAUUUAACAUAUAACGAUAUUUUGCCUAAUAGCGCCGAAUUAUUAUUGGGGUCAAUCUUAAUCUUUUUGAUCACAAUAAUAGUUUCCUUAAUUUUCGCUGUAUUUAAUAACACUGCAAUCAUUAAUUUCUUUGUAAUUUGGACGUUUUUAUCGAUUCCACUUAUUAUCGUGUCCAUCAUGAUCGUCGACAUAUACUUAUCGUUCGCAGAACCUUGCGGUGUAUCUACGGUUGAUGGCUAUCGUUUUAUAAUAGCGGCAGCAGAAUCAUCAAUAAUUCGUUUAAUGAGUCAAUGUGGUCGUUUGGAGGGAAUCAUUGAAAGAAAAGAAUGGAAAUGUAUCGGAAAAAGAUUUGAAUGGUUUGUGAAGAGAUGUGGAAAUAAACCGAUUCACGACGAGAUAAAUAGGAAUUUGAUGAAAUUUUCCAUUUGGAUUGGUCUAAUGAUGCUAAGCUUAAGUUUGCUUGUUUAUUAA